This is a messenger RNA of Pteropus alecto (black flying fox), 7205 nucleotides long. It is a transcript of the gene PPFIA3, whose product is annotated as PTPRF interacting protein alpha 3. The transcript is spliced from 30 exons. Bases 2422 to 7173 code for a protein of 1583 amino acids. Gene Ontology annotation, cellular component: presynaptic active zone. Lineage: Eukaryota; Metazoa; Chordata; Mammalia; Chiroptera; Pteropodidae. Gene Ontology annotation, biological process: synapse organization. Gene Ontology annotation, molecular function: protein binding. The record is from RefSeq and is a predicted model, not a curated record.
UCUUCAGCAUUUCCAGUUAAAGUGCCCACCCAAUGUCCACGUUCUAGAUUACUUCUGGAUCCUGGAACACUCCUAGUCAACAUCUCUGUUCCGUUGUCACCGCAGGCGUGUUUUAAGUGCUAGGUUAGAUGCUAAAUUCCAGGCAUGUAUUUUUUCCCAGGUAAAUUCAGAUAUUUAGAUAAUCCCCCCAAGCCAAAUUCUGAUCCCACCAUCUCCUCAGACAUGUUCCAAAUUUUUAGAAACCAGUCCUUGCUUAUUCUCUGCUAAAUGUUCAUUUUAAGUGUGUUUUAAGUUCCAGCCACAUCCUUGGCAUCGUUCCAGAUUUUAUUAUCUUUCCAGGGGCAUUCUAAGGUCUAGAAUAUGUGUCUUCCAGUUAUGCGCUCUUUCUCCAAAUUAUGCUGUCAAUUCUAGAAUGCACUUUUCUGCUUUGGAUUCCAUCCAAUCCUACAGUCUUAAAUCUAGAGGAGUCCCACCGAAGUGUUCCACCUUACAUCUUCCUUUCUCAGGUUAUAGAUUCUAUUUCCACUUUCUCUGUCCAGCUUUUCCUUAGUGUGACGUUAGUUUAGAACUUGUUCCCCUGGUGGAUUGCAGGCUUCCUCCUCCAUCUGCCACUUCAGCAUUCUAAGCAUGCUCUAGGCUCACUCCUGUUCUGGAGUCUUCAGCCUAGAAAUGUCCUCAUUUCCAGAACAUCCCUCCUCGCCUUUGCCAGCUCAGUCCUUAUGCCAGUAAAUUCUCUACUCCCAGCAUGCAUCCUUCUGCAUCUUCCCCCAGGCACUUCUAAGUUCCACGCAAACUCCUUGCUACUCUGUAGGUUUUUCCUCACCUCCAGGGCACGUUUUGAAUUCUAGAGCACAUCUUCUGCAUUCUGAGUUCUAGCAUUAUCGAGACACAUAAUGAAACCAAGAAUGCAACUCUCGCUAUACUCUGUCAUACCUACAUCCCUGGUAGAUUCUGAGUUCUACGUUAUGUCUCCUGACUAGGCUUGUUGUGCAUUACAUUAGAUAUAUUCCUAAAUAUAAUCCUGGGGUCACCCAGAUGCUCUUUAAAUUAUCGAUUGCUCUCGGCUGAUUCAAAGUUCCAGACCUGGGUUCUAGAAUAUGUCCCGUGUGCGGCUGUUACCCCAAGCACCUUGUAAAUGUGGGAGCAUAUAUCCUUUUGGCACUCUGUACUGUGUCUACAUGCCAGUGACUUUCUAGAUCUUUGCCCAGCCUUGCUACGUUUUGUUUGUUUCUCAGUGAAUUUAAAGUUCUAGCGCAGCCUCCCUAAAGCAUAUUGGGUUGCAUCUCCUGAGUAGGUUCUCAUUUUUAGCUACCAUGUUAAUUUGGGACCGAAGGAUGGUCUGCCCUCUUACAAACAUUUUCCUAAAUCUGGCCUCUGAGCGCUGGGUUUCACGUAUCUAGAUUCCCAGAUGCACCUGCUCAGAGACCCAAAGGAUGCAGCUGCCUCUUCCCUCCAGGUCCCAGGGCUCUCAGUCCCCUCCUCUGAUUACAGGAGUCCAAGGCUCCAGUCCCAGGCUUUGGACACAGUCUGCAUUGGGUGGGGCUGGGAAUUAUCUACUCUCAGAACCGGUUAUGCCUCUGCCGGAAGGGAGAGAAGGAAAGGAGGGAACAGAGUGAAAGUCCCUCCCGCUUUCUGCUGGGCCAGCUGGGCCUGUCUGACCUGAUGUGAGCGUGGGAGCAGCUCAGGAGACCUCGCUUCAUCUCCGCCCGCAGCUCGUGUACCCGGACUCCUGGGCCCUGGGGGAGGUGGGGUCUGAAGGCUGGGAUUUCAAGGUCCAAGGUUGGAGGUCGAAAGCCCAGACUCAUACCCCAGGGGAGGAAGGAGUGUGGUGUCUGACUCUGGGAUGGAGAAGGAGGGGUCUGGAGGCUCACACUCCUGAGUCCGGGGAAGGGAAGGGCCUCCAGGACCUAGACUCCUGUGACCUGAGGAAGGAGGGAGCUGAAUCCCGGACACCUGGGUCAUAGGAGAUGGCUAUCACGCUGGAUGCCCACCAUGCUUUCCCCCAUCCCCCACCAAGUCUGGAGCAGAGGUCCAGAUGAGAAAUGGAAGGAGGGAGGAGCUGGAUAGCAGGCAGCCACAUAUCAGUGGCCUAAUUCCGUGACCCCAGUCCCGUGUCCCUCUGCAGGCAUGGUCCUCUGCUGGGGCUCAGUUGUCUCACUGAGGCAGUGGGUUGAGGGGGAUCCUCAGCAGGGCCAAAACAGAUAGAGACUGAUUUUUCCAGUCACUGAGUCAAUGCCUGGGUCACCAACUUCGGUUCUCGGACUAGGCUAGGCCUAGAUUUGCCGCCAGGGCCUGACAGAGUCUGACCUCGGUUUCCCCAAAUACUCUCACGCAGGUAGCCAGGCCCGGUGUCCUGAGGGCAGAGUUUUAGUUUAUCCUGUGCUAUGAUCAGAAUGGACAGGCCUCAGUUUCUUCUGUGCAAUGCCUGGGUGGUCCGACCAGUUUCCUCUAUGUAGUAUCAGAGUGGCCCGCUGUGCCUCAUUUUCUCUGCCUGUGUCUUCACGAGGCCGGUCUCUGCUCCCUGGCCCCUCCCCGCACCUGCAGGCCAGCACCGCCGCCAUGAUGUGCGAGGUGAUGCCCACCAUCAGCGAGGAUGGCCGGCGGGGCUCGGCGCUGGGCCCGGACGAGGCGGGCGGCGAGCUGGAGCGCCUCAUGGUCACGAUGCUCACGGAGCGCGAGCGCCUGCUGGAGACGCUGCGCGAGGCGCAGGACGGGCUGGCUACGGCGCAGCUGCGGCUGCGCGAGCUGGGCCACGAGAAGGACUCGCUGCAGCGCCAGCUCAGCAUCGCCCUGCCCCAGGAGUUUGCGGCUCUGACGAAGGAGCUGAACUUAUGUCGGGAGCAGCUGCUGGAGCGGGAGGAAGAGAUUGCAGAGCUGAAGGCGGAGCGGAACAACACGAGGCUUCUCUUGGAACACCUGGAGUGCCUGGUGUCCAGGCACGAGAGGUCACUGCGCAUGACCGUGGUGAAGCGCCAGGCCCAGUCUCCCGGCGGGGUCUCUUCCGAGGUGGAGGUGCUCAAGGCUCUAAAAUCCCUUUUCGAGCACCACAAGGCCCUGGAUGAGAAGGUCCGGGAGCGACUGCGGAUGGCGCUGGAGCGGGUGGCAGCGCUAGAGGAGGAGCUGGAGCUGAGCAACCAGGAGACUCUGAGCCUUCGAGAGCAGCUGUCUAGACGCCGGUCUGGGCUGGAGGAGCCUGGCAAGGAAGGGGACGGGCAGACCCUUGCCAAUGGCCUGGGUCCUGGCGGGGACUCUAGCCGACGCACGGCAGAGCUGGAGGAGGCCCUGGAGCGGCAGCGUGCGGAGGUGUGCCAGCUGCGGGACCGCCUGGCGGUGUUGUGCCGCCAGAUGAGCCAGCUGGAGGAGGAGCUGGGCACCGCCCACCGCGAGCUGGGUAAGGCCGAGGAAGCUAACGCCAAGCUCCAGCGCGACCUCAAGGAGGCGCUGGCUCAGCGGGAGGAUAUGGAGGAACGGAUCACGACGCUGGAGAAGCGCUAUCUGAGUGCCCAGCGCGAGGCCACGUCUCUGCACGACGCCAACGACAAACUGGAGAACGAGUUGGCCAGCAAGGAGUCGCUGUACCGGCAGAGUGAAGAGAAGAGUCGUCAGCUGGCGGAGUGGCUGGACGACGCCAAGCAGAAGCUGCAGCAGACCCUGCAGAAGGCGGAGACCUUGCCCGAGAUCGAGGCGCAGCUGGCCCAGCGAGUGGCAGCGCUCAAUAAGGCUGAGGAACGUCAUGGGAAUUUUGAGGAGCGGCUUCGGCAGCUGGAGGCCCAGUUGGAGGAGAAGAACCAGGAGCUACAGCGGGCCCGGCAGCGGGAGAAGAUGAACGAUGACCACAAUAAGCGGUUGUCUGAAACAGUGGACAAACUGUUGAGCGAAUCCAAUGAGAGGUUACAGCUUCACCUCAAGGAGCGCAUGGGGGCGCUGGAGGAGAAGAACUCCCUGAGUGAGGAGAUUGCCAAUAUGAAGAAGCUUCAGGACGAGCUGCUGCUGAACAAAGAGCAGCUCUUGGCAGAGAUGGAGCGAAUGCAGAUGGAGAUUGACCAGCUGCGGGGGAGGCCACCAUCCUCCUACUCCAGGUCUCUCCCUGGCAGUGCCCUGGAGCUCCGUUACUCCCAGGCACCUACCUUACCUUCUGGUGCCCACCUGGACCCCUAUGGGGCUGGCAGCGGCCGGGCAGGCAAGAGGAGCCGCUGGUCAGGAGUCAAGGAUGAGCCCUCUAAGAGGGAUGAUGGGAGACAGGAGUGGGAGCGAUCUGCCCCUGCGGGGUCCAUGCCACCCCCGUUUCCUGGGGAACUGGAUGGCUCAGAUGAGGAGGAGGCAGAGGGGAUGUUUGGGGCUGAGCUGCUGUCCCCCAGUGGGCAGGCGGACGUACAGACACUGGCCAUCAUGCUUCAGGAGCAGCUAGAAGCCAUCAACAAGGAGAUCAAGCUCAUCCAAGAGGAGAAGGAGACAACGGAACAAAGGGCAGAAGAGCUGGAGAGCCGGGUGUCGGGCUCCGGCCUGGACUCGCUGGGCCGCUACCGCAGUAGCUGCUCACUACCCCCCUCCCUCACCACCUCUACCCUUGCCAGCCCUUCCCCUCCCAGUUCCGGCCACUCAACACCCCGUCUGGCACCCCCUAGCCCUGCCCGCGAGGGCACCGACAAAGCUAAUCAUGUCCCCAAGGAGGAACCUGGGGCUCCACGAGGAGAGGGGCCAGCCAUCCCAGGAGACACCCCACCUCCCACGCCCCGCUCUGCCCGACUUGAGAGAAUGACCCAAGCUUUGGCACUGCAGGCGGGAUCCCUGGAAGAUGGGGGACCCCCACGGGGAAGUGAGGGUACCCCAGAUUCCCUGCACAAAGCCCCCAAAAAGAAGAGCAUCAAGUCAUCCAUAGGCCGUCUCUUUGGCAAGAAAGAGAAGGGGCGAAUGGGACCCCCUGGUCGCGACAGCUCUUCCCUGGCUGGAACACCCUCCGAUGAGACGUUGGCCACUGACCCUCUGGGGCUAGCCAAGCUGACAGGCCCGGGAGACAAGGACCGAAGGAACAAGAGGAAGCAUGAACUUCUGGAGGAGGCCUGCCGCCAGGGCCUGCCCUUUGCCGCCUGGGAUGGCCCCACCGUGGUCUCCUGGCUGGAGCUGUGGGUCGGCAUGCCUGCGUGGUAUGUGGCCGCCUGCCGGGCCAAUGUCAAGAGUGGUGCCAUCAUGGCCAACUUGUCGGACACGGAGAUCCAGCGUGAGAUCGGCAUCAGCAACCCACUGCACCGGCUCAAGCUGCGCCUCGCCAUCCAGGAGAUGGUCUCACUCACGUCACCUUCGGCUCCCGCCUCCUCCCGCACGUCCACAGGAAACGUGUGGAUGACACAUGAGGAGAUGGAGUCCCUUACGGCCACGACUAAGCCCGAGACCAAGGAGAUCAGCUGGGAGCAGAUCCUGGCAUAUGGCGACAUGAACCACGAGUGGGUGGGAAACGACUGGCUGCCCAGCCUGGGGCUGCCCCAAUACCGCAGCUACUUCAUGGAGUCGCUGGUGGACGCCCGCAUGUUAGACCAUCUUAACAAGAAGGAACUCCGGGGCCAACUCAAGAUGGUGGACAGCUUCCACAGGGUGAGUCUGCAUUAUGGGAUCAUGUGCCUGAAACGGCUCAACUACGACCGGAAAGACCUGGAGCGGAGGCGGGAGGAAAGUCAGACCCAGAUCCGAGACGUGAUGGUGUGGUCCAAUGAGCGGGUCAUGGGUUGGGUGUCUGGGCUGGGCCUGAAGGAAUUCGCCACGAACCUCACGGAGAGCGGGGUGCACGGGGCGCUGCUCGCCCUGGACGAGACCUUCGACUACUCCGACCUGGCCUUGCUUCUGCAGAUCCCGACGCAGAAUGCGCAGGCCCGGCAGCUCCUGGAAAAGGAAUUCAGUAACCUCAUCUCCUUGGGCACAGACAGGCGGCUGGACGAGGACAGCGCCAAGUCCUUCAGCCGCUCCCCAUCCUGGCGGAAGAUGUUCCGAGAGAAGGACCUCCGAGGCGUAACCCCCGACUCAGCUGAGAUGUUGCCCCCCAACUUUCGUUCAGCCGCAGCAGGGGCCUUGGGCUCGCCGGGGCUCCCUCUUCGCAAGCUGCAGCCGGAAGGUGGGCGGGUCCCCAAAGCGGCAGCCCUUCCCCGCUUCCCCUUCCUCAAGGCCAGACUUCUGGGAGUUCCCGCGCAGACGGCGUUUCGGUCCGGACCUAUUCCUGCUAGUGCAGGCCUCCAGGUGACCUCGCUCGGAUGGAAGAAUCUUUCAGAGGCUGGGCUGUCCCCCUUCCCGCCCAGAGUGUGGUCUCGCCGGGGAGCGCGGGCGGGGGAGCUCGCGCCGCGGACUGGACCAUCUGUACCCACUAACGGGGAGUGCGCGUCCCCGCCUCACAAAUGGACUGGGCCUGGACCAAACUACAUGAAGUGGACCGAGAGGGGGAAAGAAGAGGGCAGGAAGAAAUCCUGCCCCAAACUUCCGCCUCCCUUUUCUCUACUUUGUAAUUUAUUGACCAGUUUCCGGUGGGAGAUGGGUGCCCAUUCCCCGCGGGAAGGGGGCGGGGCUUCCCUCCUGGGCCGCAUGCGAGGGGAGGCUGCCCCCUCCCCUUUCUCCUUCCCAGUCGCGGGGCCCAAGUCUUCCUUCUUCGUCCGCAAGGAGGGGAGGGGGGACUCGCUGCUACAAGCCUCGCCCCCUGUGCCACCCAGCCCCGACCCGCCGCGUCGGGUCGCCGAUUCCCCGGGCCAGCUGUGGGCGGGGUCUCCUCGCCCUCCCCAGUGUCUCGUGUCCCCGGGGCUCCUCCGCCCCCCGUGCUGUGGCCGUGUCCGUGCCCCGGGGGUAGGGGGCGCAGAAGUGCGCUCCCCGUUCCCUUCCGGCCCCGGGGUUUGCAUGGGAGAAGCCUCUUUCCACGAUGCCACUGGGCGACGUGGCGUGGGGGGAGGGAGGACGGUGGGGGAACCCUUGCCCCCGACUCUUGGUCGGCCUCCCUGCCCCAGGCGUCACUCAGUGAUCACGGGUAAAGAGAAUUUGUUUCAAAAAGCUCCCGUGUUGACUGAUUUAUUUGUCAGGACCUUAAGAAAGCAAACCAACCCCGACGAGGACCGGGGACUCCAGGCCCCUCCUCCACCAGACCCACAAGUCCGAGUCCCUAGUUCCCCACCCGCGUUCCCCGGUGCCCCGAGAAGCCAGUGAGGUUCCGGGGAGCACGUUUAUUUAGAGAAAUA